AUGGCGGCAAUAGGCGAAGAAAUUGGAAAGCCUCAUAGCCAAAGGAUUCUUUCACUGUCAAGUAAUGAAGAAGAAGAGACGAACACCGCCACAGUAGCACAGACAAUAGCUGAUGAAGCAAGUAGUAAUGCACAAGGGCUCAAUAACAACGACAGCAGCCGUCAGCCAUCAUUGACAAUACAACGUCGAACUUCACAUGUCUCUACUCGAAGUCAAAAAUUACCAAGGAGAUCCACAGCAUCAGCAAAUGCAACCCUCAACUGCGAUUCAAGCAUGGACAGACAGGCUUUAUGGUCGUUGUGA
Messenger RNA from Zychaea mexicana, 303 nucleotides. RefSeq lists its product as uncharacterized. The record is from RefSeq and is a predicted model, not a curated record. The transcript has a single exon. The coding region runs from base 1 to 303 and encodes 100 amino acids. Lineage: Eukaryota; Fungi; Mucoromycota; Mucoromycetes; Mucorales; Lichtheimiaceae.